Eurypyga helias (sunbittern) is the source of this 235-nucleotide messenger RNA. RefSeq names its product rab-like protein 2A. Gene Ontology annotation, biological process: intracellular protein transport. Gene Ontology annotation, molecular function: GTPase activity; GTP binding. The transcript is spliced from 3 exons. The annotation marks the transcript as partial. Lineage: Eukaryota; Metazoa; Chordata; Aves; Eurypygiformes; Eurypygidae. The record is from RefSeq and is a predicted model, not a curated record. Gene Ontology annotation, cellular component: endomembrane system.
AUGCGGUGGGUCGUGGUCACCCGCACCUUCCCAUUCCUUGUGAACUUCUGGGACACGGCGGGCCAGGAGAGGUUCCAGAGCAUGCACGCAUCCUACUACCACAAGGCCCAUGCGUGUAUCAUGGUGUUUGAUGUGCAGCGGAAAGUCACCUACAAGAACUUAAACAGCUGGUACAAGGAGCUGAGAGAAUUCCGGCCCGAGAUUCCCUGCGUUGUGGUGGCCAACAAAAUCGAUG